AUGUGGUGGCUGUGGUGGGCGAUGGUGGCGGCGCUGGCCGCGGUGGUGCUUGACUUCGGCGCGCGGGCGGCCCACGCGUGGUACUGGACGGCGUCGCUGGGCGGCGAGAGGCGCCGCCGGCUCCCGCCGGGGGACAUGGGGUGGCCGCUCGUCGGCGGCAUGUGGGCCUUCCUCCGCGCCUUCAAGUCCGGCAAGCCGGACGCCUUCAUCGACUCCUUUGUCCGACGGUUCGGUAGGACAGGGCUGUACAGGGCGUUCAUGUUCAGCUGCCCGACGGUCAUGGUAGUGACAGCGGACGCGUGCAAGCAGGUGCUUAUGGACGAUGAGGCCUUCGUAACCGGCUGGCCUAAGGCCACCGUCAUGCUCAUCGGUCCCAAGUCGUUCGUCAACAUGCCGUACGACGAGCACCGCCGCCUUCGCAAGCUCACGGCGGCGCCCAUCAACGGCUUCGAGGCCCUCACGUCCUACUUGGGCUUCAUUGACCACACCGUCGUCUCCACGCUCCGGGCCUGGUCCUCGGAGAAUAAGGAGAUCGAGUUCCUGACGGAGAUGCGGCGGAUGACGUUCCGGAUCAUCAUGCAAAUCUUCAUGAGCGGCGCCGACGAGCGUACCAUGGCCUAUCUGGAGAAGAGCUACACGGAGCUCAAUUACGGCAUGCGCGCCAUGGCCAUCAAUGUACCCGGGUUCGCCUACCACAAGGCGCUCAAAGCACGGAAGAAGCUGGUGACUGUGCUGCAGCGUGUUCUGAACGAGCGGCGGGCAAAGGGGAAGGGGGGCAGGAAGGUGGUGGACAUGAUGGACAGGCUGAUUGCAGUGGAAGACGAGAGCGGGAGGCGGCUGGAGGACGACGAGAUCAUCGACAUCCUCCUCAUGUACCUCAACGCCGGUCACGAGUCCUCCGGCCACAUUACCAUGUGGGCCACCGUGUUCAUGCAGGAGAACCCCGACAUCCUCGCCAAGGCCAAGGCAGAGCAGGAGGAGAUCAUGAGGAACAUACCGCCUACACAGAAGGGGCUCAACCUCAGGGAUUUCAGGAAGAUGGAGUACCUCUCACAUGUGAUCGACGAAACACUGAGGUUUGUCAACAUCUCCUUCGUGUCAUUCCGUCGGGCGACUCGAGAUGUCUUCAUCAAUGGUUAUCUGAUACCCAAGGGGUGGAAGGCUCAGCUGUGGUACAGGAGUGUGCACAUGGACCCUCAGGUGUACCCUGACCCCAAGAAGUUCGACCCUUCAAGAUGGGAGGGCCCGCCACCGAGAGCUGGGACGUUCCUUCCGUUUGGCCUCGGUGCGAGGCUGUGCCCCGGGAACGAUCUUGCUAAGCUGGAGAUCUCUGUCUUCCUCCACCAUUUCCUCCUUGGCUACAAGCUGACAAGGGUAAAUCCAGACUGCAAGGUGAGGUACCUGCCUCACCCCCGGCCGGUGGACAACUGCCUGGCCAAGAUCACCAAAGUAUCCUCCUCCAAUGGAUACUGAAAAUCCCAAACCCUAGGCGGCGGCACCGGGAUGCGCCAUGUUGAAACUUAGAAUGCCUGUGUAUGCAAACAGAAUAUGAAAAGAAUAAAGUACAAGGUGUCCGUUGAUUUGGUUAA
Messenger RNA from Lolium rigidum, 1589 nucleotides. Its product is annotated as ent-kaurenoic acid oxidase 1-like. NCBI's taxonomy places the organism in Eukaryota, Viridiplantae, Streptophyta, Magnoliopsida, Poales, Poaceae. Gene Ontology annotation, molecular function: heme binding; iron ion binding; ent-kaurenoic acid monooxygenase activity. The transcript has 7 exons. Gene Ontology annotation, biological process: multicellular organism development; brassinosteroid homeostasis; brassinosteroid biosynthetic process. The record is from RefSeq and is a predicted model, not a curated record. Gene Ontology annotation, cellular component: endoplasmic reticulum. The coding region runs from base 1 to 1473 and encodes 490 amino acids.